UUGCUUCUAAAUUCUGAAUAACCACCAACAAUCUUGAUAAACUGUUGUUUAUAUGGGAUUAUUUGUAGUCUUCAUAAAUUGGGAAUUAAAAUGUAUAAAUAAUUUUAAGUCGUGAACAUAAUCGAUAUAAGAGGAAAACUGUUCACAUGAAAUCAUGAAAAAAGAACGUACGGGCGACAAUUGUCGCCCAUUUAAAUUAGCUCAUCAAAUUUUGAGUUUAACGGGAAUAAGCUUUGAAAGAAGAAGCGUUAUUGGAUUUGUGGAACUUACUGUCGUUCCCCUUAAGGAUAACUUACGCUACAUUCGUCUAAAUGCGAAGCAAUCUCGAAUAUAUAGAGUGUGCUUAAAUGAUCAAUAUGAAGCAAAUUUUCAGUACUUUGACCCAUUUCUGGAUAUAUGUCAAGCCGAUCCAAAUACGAGAUCACUGGAAGCAUUCUCUCAGUAUCAUUUAACUGCAGCACAGAAGACAGACCCUGACCAUAACUCAGGAGAACUUCACAUUCAAAUACCUGAAGAAGCAGCUCACUUAGUUGGUGAAGGCCGAGGGCUCAGAAUUGGUAUUGAAUUUUCACUUGAAUCUCCCCAAGGGGGCAUGCAUUUUGUUGUACCUGAGGGAGAAGGUACUUUGACAGAGAAAUCAGCGCACAUGUUUACAUAUGGACAUUCUGCUCGACUAUGGUUCCCAUGUGUGGAUAGUUUUGCUGAGCCUUGCACUUGGAAACUGGAAUUUACUGUUGACGAAUGCCUCACAGCUGUUUCAUGUGGAGAACUAGUAGAUGUUAUUUAUACACCUGAUCAUAGGAGGAAAACAUUUCAUUAUUUAGUGAAUACUCCAGCUUGCGCACCAAACAUAGCGUUGGCUAUUGGACCAUUUGAAACUUAUGUUGAUCCUUUCAUGAAUGAAGUAACACAUUAUUGCUUACCAAAUUUGCUACAAAUAUUAAAGAACACUGUAAGAUAUUUGCAUGAGGCAUUUGAAUUCUAUGAAGAAACAUUAUCAACUAGAUAUCCAUAUCCCUGUUACAAACAAGUUUUUGUUGAUGAGACAGAAGAUGACGCAACUGCUUACACGACUAUUUCGAUAUUAAGCACUCACCUGCUACACUCGAUUGCUAUCAUCGACCAGACUUACAUCAGCAGGAAGGCAAUGGCACAAGCAGUGGCCGAACAGUUUUUCGGUUGUUUUAUAACUAUGCAGAACUGGUCAGAUCUGUGGCUAGCAAAAGGUAUACCGGACUAUUUAUGCGGACUGUACUCCAAGAAAUGUUUUGGGAACAACGCCUAUCGGUAUUGGAUACAUCAGGAGUUGAAAGAGGUGAUGGGUUACGAAGAACAAUACGGCGGUAUAGUCCUAGACCCGUGGCAGCCGCCCGCUAGUGGAACCAGGAUUGAACCCAAUGUCUUCUAUUUCCCCGUACGCAAUGUUCAUACCAUGUCGCCGCGGUAUAUUGAAGUUAUGCGCAAAAAAUCUCAUUUGGUAUUACGAAUGUUGGAGCAGCGUAUUGGACAAGAGCUCCUGCUUCAAGUAUUUAACAAGCAGUUGGCGUUGGCCACCAAUGCGGCCAAUACAAAGAUCGGGAGUGGGCUAUGGGGCCACUUGUUGCUAUCGACCAACUUGUUUGUCAAAGCUAUAUUCACGGUGACUGGUAAAGAUAUGGCUGUGUUCGUCGACCAGUGGGUGAGGACCGGAGGGCACGCCAAAUUUCAAUUGACAUCAGUCUUUAAUAGAAAAAGAAACACCGUAGAACUUGAGAUACGACAGGACUGCGUACACGAGCGCGGUAUACGUAAAUACGUGGGUCCCCUGCUCGUCCAGCUGCAGGAGUUGGACGGUACAUUCAAGCACACAUUGCAGAUUGAGAAUACGGUGGUCAAAGCCGAUAUAACUUGUCACAGCAAGAGUCGGAGGAAUAAGAAGAAGAAGAUUCCUUUGUGCACCGGAGAAGAAGUAGACAUGGAUUUGUCGGCAAUGGACGAUUCUCCUGUAUUAUGGAUUCGUCUGGACCCGGAGAUGUCGUUACUGCGUAGCACUAUAAUAUCGCAGCCGGACUACCAGUGGCAGUACCAGCUGCGUCACGAGCGUGACGUCACCGCGCAGAGCGAGGCCAUAGACGCGCUGCACACGUUCCCCGAGCCGGCCACGAGGAAGGCUCUCACGGACACCAUUGAGAACGAACAGACGUUCUAUAAGAUACGGUGUAGGGCAGCGCAUUGCUUGACAAAGGUGGCGAAUGCAAUGAUAAGUUCAUGGGCGGGUCCGCCGGCGAUGUUGACGAUCUUCCGCAAAAUGUUCGGUUCGUUUUCCGCGCCGCAUAUAAUAAAGCAGAACAACUUCGACAACUUGCAGCAUUACUUCCUGCAGAAGACUAUACCGGUCGCCAUGGCUGGUCUCCGGAACAUCCACGGCAUCUGUCCACCGGAAGUCGUGAAAUUCCUCUUAGAUCUCUUCAAGUACAACGACAAUUCGAAGAAUCAUUUCUCCGAUAAUUACUACAGGGCUGCUUUGGUGGACGCUCUCGCUGCCACGAUCACUCCGGUCAUAUCCGUGCUGCAACCCGGCGCGCCGAUAACGGCAGACUCCCUGUCGGCGGACUCCAGACUGGUCCUGGAAGAGAUAACCCGGGUCCUGAAUUUGGAGAAGGUGUUGCCGUGCUACAAGAACACGGUGACGGUGAGCUGCCUGCGCGCCAUCCGCCGCCUGCAGCAGUGCGGCCACCUGCCCAGCACGCCCAUGAUAUUCAGGGCCUAUGCGCAGUACGGACAGUACAUUGAUGUGCGACUGGCGGCCUUCGAGUGCCUGGUCGAGUUCGUCCGAGUGGACGGGAAGCCGGAGGACCUGGCGUCGCUGCUGACGGCCGUGGAGAGCGACCCCGACCCGGGCGUGCGGCACGGCCUGGCGCGCCUGCUCGUCGACACGCCGCCCUUCGAGCGCGCGCAGAGGCACCGCCUCGACUCCGAGACGGUGGUGCACAGAAUCUGGAACAAUAUAAACAGUAAUUUGUCGAACGACGCUCGUCUCCGGUGCGACCUUGUGGACCUGUAUUACACGUUGUACGGCGCUAAACGCCCUAUUUGCUGUCCGUUACCCGAAAUACAAGCGAUGAUAAAGCAGAACCAUCAAAAAGAACGAGAACGCCUCGAGAGGGAACGAGAAAGGGAGAGGGAAAAAGAAAGGGAGAGGGAGAGACAGAGCAAUCUGGAGUUGAAGCCCGUGAUCAAACAGGAGAUUGAUGACGUGAAAUACGAAUCGACGAUUGGUCCAAUGACGAGUACAGCGCUAUUGGACAAUAAAAUGGACGUGACAGAUGAGAACGUGCUUCCGGUUCCGCUGUCCAGUAUCAAAGAGGAGGACGUGAAGAUUGACGUAACGACAGUUUCCACUGAAAUUCCCUUAAGAGUUUUUAAUGAUGAUUCGAAACGAGAAUUCAGUUCAGAUAAUGCUGUGGCUCUGCCCGGUAUCCCGGGGACUUCGGGACCCAUCGGCUUCGAACCCGGAAUGUUUAGACCCCUGAAGGAUGAGCUCGGAGCCCCUAAGGCAAAGAAAAAGAAGAAAGAGAAAAAGAAGCACAAACACAAACAUAAACACAAGCACAGCAGCAAAGAUAAGUCUAAAGAGCACAAGGACAGGUCGUUGCCCCCGAGCCUGCCCCUCGGCACCGACCAUCUGAAGAUUAAAGAGGAGACCCGUGAGACUCUCAGCUCUUUCAGCUCGAGUCAAAGUCCCUCUGAAGAUAUCUCCAGCACGCAGGGCAAUAUGAGUUUUUGAAGAUUUAAAUUAUAGAAGAUAAGAUUAAUUGUAAUGAGUACAGUAGAUUGGGGGGAAUAAGGACAAAUCUGGGAUGUCACAAUACUUUUGUCGGGUUGUUAGAGAUGUAACUUUGUUGAACUGAAAAUGAUU
Bombyx mandarina (wild silkworm) is the source of this 3898-nucleotide messenger RNA. RefSeq names its product TATA-box binding protein associated factor 2 (gene Taf2). Gene Ontology annotation, biological process: transcription initiation at RNA polymerase II promoter. Gene Ontology annotation, molecular function: RNA polymerase II general transcription initiation factor activity; metallopeptidase activity; chromatin binding. Lineage: Eukaryota; Metazoa; Arthropoda; Insecta; Lepidoptera; Bombycidae. Gene Ontology annotation, cellular component: transcription factor TFIID complex. The record is from RefSeq and is a predicted model, not a curated record.